Nannizzia gypsea CBS 118893 is the source of this 834-nucleotide messenger RNA. Its product is annotated as WW domain-containing protein. Lineage: Eukaryota; Fungi; Ascomycota; Eurotiomycetes; Onygenales; Arthrodermataceae. The transcript has a single exon. Bases 1 to 834 code for a protein of 277 amino acids. Gene Ontology annotation, molecular function: protein binding. The record is from RefSeq and is a predicted model, not a curated record.
AUGGCCGAGGAUGCACCUGCGGAGCCUACCCGUCCUGCUGACGAACAGUCACGAUCUGGGGACCAGCCCGAUUCCCCAAAGAAAGAGCCAACGCUGAAGAAGCUCGAGGAUAACGAAGUGCCUGAAGAUAAGGAAGAAGAAUCCGAGAAGGAGGAGGAUGGAGAAGAAGAGGGUGAGGUGAAUACUGGAGAGGGCAAGGAUGGUUCACAACCCCCACUGCCCGAUGAAGAAGUUCCUCCCCUUCCUGAUGAGCCGGUGCCAGGGGCCGUCGAAGAUGACGGCUGGGAUGCAAUGUGGGAUGAUAAUUCACAGGCUUAUUACUUUUAUAACCGCGUCACUGGGGUAUCACAGUGGGAGAAUCCCCGAGUUCCAGACGCAACAGCAACACAGCCAGGUCCUCCAGGGGCAAACGAGGAUAAGAUGCAAGAGGCACCCAAACAGCCACGAGCUGCAGGUGGGUAUGACCCGUCCAUACACGGUGACUACGACCCGACGGCCUGGUAUGCCCAACAAACCGAAAAGGAGCCCUCUGCAUCAACCGCAGCUGGCACCGAAGACCCAAACAUCCUGUACACAGCUACAGGCUCGUUCAACCGGUUCACAGGCCAGUGGCAAUCUGUUGGCAUAAGACCAGAGAACUUUAAUGACGAGAACAAAAGUUAUCGACAGCUGAACGCGUUCUUUGACGUCGAUGCCGCAGCCAACAGCCAUGAGGGGAAGAGCCUCAAAGCCGAGCGGAGCGGAAAGAAGUUGACAAAGAAGGAGUUGAAGGCGUUUAGGGAGAAAAGGCGGGAGAGAAAGGAAGAGAAACGCAGAGCCUGGCUGCGAGACUGA